CCGACUUCCGCUUGGUCGGACUCGCCACAUGCUCCUGUGACCCGGGCUCGGGCGGACAGGAUGGAGGAUGGGGAAUGGCCGACCUUCGUCUUGCAUCCGCACCAUCACCUCCGUACGUAACGACUGGCCGAUCCCCCAGGCAGGCGAGGGUAGCGCAGACGGUACAGAACUCCAUCCAGGGGACGACAGCUACGCCUUGCGGCCUUACCUAUGCCGGCGAGCGAACAGAGACGAGAAAGCGCACGAAGCUAGCAAUAAUGAAGAAGACAUAGAAGUGAAGCGAGCUCGAGGAGAGAUAUCUUGGCAGAAUUGUUGCAGGCUGAAGCUGAAGUGCGACAAGAAGCUUCCCUGUGGCUCGUGUGUCCGCAGAGGCUGCACGUCUAUUUGUCCGAACGGGAGUCUGUCCGCCGGGCAAGGGACCAGGUUCAUACUCGCCGACACCGAGCAAUUGCACCGCAAGAUAGCCGAGAUGAGUGAGCGGAUCCGUCAGCUAGAGGACACCGUCGCCAUAUUCCAAGCUGGUGUCUCCAAUGAACGACAUCCGCUUCUCCGGGACGACCUGCUGAGCAUCAAAUUUGGCCCGGAAGUUCGUCGGACUGUGGAUGACGAGCAUCGGAGGGAAACAUUGUCUUCAGCUAUAGAUGCCCUUGGCACAUUGACGAUCGGUUCUCACGGAGAGACGAAAUACUUCGGUCGAUCGGGCGGCUCUGAGACAAACAUGCCGAACGACGAAGAACCCGUGGAGAAUCCAGAGGCGGUGGACGAUGUUCCUGAGCUGCCUGCUGAGUUGGCCAACCUGCAUCUGGCGUUUCCGCUCUCAUUCUCGGACGAAGGUCAUGAACGUUAUCUGGAUCAACUGGAAGCUUUGCUACCCAUGCAUCCACGUGCAUCGGCCCUUUGCGAGGCGUACCUCGCGCACUUCACCUGGUACAGCCGACCGAUCAAGCGUGACGAGCUAAUCGACGAUAUCCUCACACCUAUAUAUAAUUCGAUGAAGACUAACGCGUCCGGCGACAGAACAGGCUAUCGUGCGGGAGGAACGGACUCGUCUCGCUGUCCCCAUCUGCUCGCUGUGCUAUAUCUGGUGCUUGCUAUUGGUGCGCUUGUUGACUUAACGAUGCCACCGUGCAGCGCGGAGGCGGAGAAAUACUACCGCCUGGGUCGAAUAGCUCUAUCUAUGAGGUCUAUAUUGGAUUCCCCAGAAAUCGAGACCGUGCAGGCGGUCACCCUCAUGGCUGCCUACCAUAGUCUAUGCACCCUGCGAUACAGCAUAGAAAGUGCUUGGACCUUGGCUUCGCUUGCGACGAAACUCGCUCAGAGUGUACAUCGUGACAGUAAACAGUGGAAGAUGGAGGAGAAAAAUGUCCAGCGGAGGCGGAACCUGUUCUGGGAGAUAUUCGUCUUGGAACUUAUCCAUUGUAUCGCACUGGGUCGUCCACCGUCCAUCAAUUUGGCGCACAUCGACUGUGAGCUUCCCACUGACGAGGAUGCCGCCGUCGCGGACAAUGGCGACACGAUGCAAGGGUAUUGGCAUUUCAAGAUGCUCUUUUCUCGCGACAUCUACUCCCCUAUCGUCGAAAGCAUGCUUGCCGCCAAGGGACCUACUUACAACACCAUACUGGAUCUCGACCGGAGGAUUCGUCAAAUGACGCUACCUCCGAUCAAGCUCUACCUCCGACCGGACGACGACGAUUACAACAACCCUGCUUUGUGUAUGAAGAGUUACCUCAUGUCGCACUAUCGUUCCCUCACAAUGAUACAUAUCCAUCGGACAUUCUUUGCCCAAGCUCUGCUCGACAACCCCAAUAGCCCGCUCUCCAGUCCCUACGCACCUUCGUUCCUUGCUGCGAAUCGCUGUGCAUCCAUCCUCUUGAAAUCCUUCAUACACCAUCACGAACGUUGCAGUGAACUUUGUGGCCGUUUCUGGGGAAUGUGGACUCAUGCAUUCUCCGCGGCGAUCAUCAUCGGUGCAACCGUGAUACGCAUGCCGCAAUCAAGCCUUACACCCAGCGCUCUCAUGGAGCUCGACCUCGCUGUAGGAGUCUUCGAGAAAGGCGCAGUUAGCUCACUUCGUGCGAGACAAGGCCUGCCGAUCUUGCGGAAGAUUCGCGACCGGGCCAAAAAAGCCUACGAAGAGUAUCGCGACAGGCAUCUCAACCCGGCGACCAACGGGACUCCAGCCCAGAUCCCAGAGGAGUACCAACAGGCGCUCGCGAUUUUCGGAGGUCAGACGAGGGUGUUGCCUAGCAGAGCUCUCUCGCGUAGACGCCAACGGAAGUCUGGACGGGCUACCACAGACAGUCCGUGGAGUGCGAGCCAGGCAUCGAGUCAACAUUCGCCAACAUCGUCAAGUUCUGCGGUGACUCCUCCGCCGGCACAAACACCGAGUGACAGUAGCGGGGGCUCUCCCUCGCCCGAGUUCCAGCCCCAUCCCGCGCUCAUGAUGUACCUGUCACAAGUCCCGUCGAACUCGCCUUUCCAGUCCGCAGACCUUCAAGCGCUACAAGUUCCAUCCUGCCCACCACCAGCCCCUGCGCCAGUACCCCCCUUUCCGACAGUCCCUACCCCUGACCACAACCAUACACUCAUCGAUUCCUAUCCCCAAGGUGCUCAGGCGGACUUGGAUUUCCUCAACAGUCUGCUGUCGAACCCUCAGUAUCAGUCCGUACCGACAUUCCCGAACGACGCCGUGAUGAGCGACCAGUGGAUGUCUCUCAUGCAGGAGACCGGGCUGUUUGAGGGCAUGGAGGGUAUUGAGAAUGACACUUUCACGCCCAACCUGUUCUCGUUCUGAUGUAGCGUGCCCGAUUGUGCUAUGGAUGUAUGUGAUGUAUAGGUGGUAGUAUGAUCUGUCUCCGUCGUUGUAUUGACUAGUGCUCUCGGCUUUUUGUUGUUGUCUACAGCGUAACGUAUCGUUCUCGUUUGUACUGAUAAGUAGUUACACUUAAUUAUAGCUCGCAUGUCUGUCAUAUUACUCACGUAUAGUCACAGCUCGCGAUUCACAAACUUGCACAUCGCAUGCGCAGGAGGGCGGUGGUAUCCGUGCGUCCAUUGAGUCUUUCCAUCAAUUCUUCAUCGACAGUAGAGCAAAUGGACAUUGGAUGCGAACUCCUCGGAACUUGAGUAAGUACUAUCAUGAU
Molecule: messenger RNA, 3140 nt
Organism: Fomitopsis serialis
Lineage: Eukaryota; Fungi; Basidiomycota; Agaricomycetes; Polyporales; Fomitopsidaceae
Product: fungal-specific transcription factor domain-containing protein
Exons: 12
Coding region: 68-2794 (908 amino acids)
Biological process (GO): DNA-templated transcription; regulation of DNA-templated transcription
Molecular function (GO): DNA-binding transcription factor activity, RNA polymerase II-specific; zinc ion binding; DNA binding
Source: RefSeq, a predicted model, not a curated record